Colletotrichum chrysophilum is the source of this 1257-nucleotide messenger RNA. RefSeq lists its product as uncharacterized. Bases 1 to 1257 code for a protein of 418 amino acids. Lineage: Eukaryota; Fungi; Ascomycota; Sordariomycetes; Glomerellales; Glomerellaceae. The transcript is spliced from 6 exons. The record is from RefSeq and is a predicted model, not a curated record.
AUGUCAUCGAGUGAUGCUACCCUCGACCCGGCGGCGCUGGCCGCCGCACAAGCUGCUGCCGAAGCAGCUCGCCGGAUGACGAUCGAGGCUUGGACGCUCUACGGCGUUGGUAUGGUUGUGACGUUCCUCCGAAUGUUCGCCCGAGCGAAGGCCGUUGGCUUCCGAAAUUUCCGAGCCGAUGACUACCUUGCAUUCGCUGCCGCUAUCUUCUACACCAUCCAGUCGACCUUGGCGUACGAGGUGGGCAAUAUCGCGCAUGGUCUGGCCAACAAUGGCAUGACGGAUGAUGAACGGACGGCAUUGUCUACCACUGAUCCCGAAUUCACGCUAAGGGUCAUCGGGUCUAAGAUCCAGGUCGCGGGAUGGACGACCUACUCCGCCCUGCUUCUGCUAUUGAAGCUGUCGAUGCUAUUCUUUUAUCUGAGACUGACUGAAGGUCUUGGUCGCCGCUACAGGAUGCGCAUCUGGAUAGGCUUUGGACUGGUCAUCGGAACCUUUAUGGCAUCUAUUCUUGCCGUCUUCCUCGCAUGCAUACCGUUCGAUAAGUACUGGCAGAUCAGCCCGGAUCCCGGCAACUCUUGCCAGGCUGCCAUUUCCUUGCCGAUCAUCUGGACGUCGUUCGCGGCAAACGUUUCGACCGACAUAUACCUUAUUCUUAUUCCCAUCCCGCUACUUUGGGAGUCUACCCUCAGAGUUAUCAAGAAGAUUGCUUCGACCAUCGUCCUUGGCGCCGGUAUCUUCGUCUUGGUCUGUGCGACAUUGAAGAGCAUCUUUGUCCUGGUAGAUCCCGUCAACGGAGCCCAACUUGCAGGAACAUGGGGAACGCGAGAGACAUUCGUCGCCGUCGUCACGACUAACCUCCCUAUGAUCUUCCCUCUCAUCCGGACCUGGCUCAAGCCCCUCUGGCCCAGCAUGUUGCGCUCAUCCAAGAAGGCCUAUAAAACACCGAGUGGAUUCCAAACCAUUGGUGGCGGGAAUGGACAAUACGGCAACUCUCAACGAAGUCGCGAUCGCCGCACUGGUCCAUCAAGUGCGAACCCCAUCACCGCCAACGUCUCAUUUACCGAAAGCGAGGAACGAAUUAUGAAUGAUGUCAAAAUGCAGGACAUCAAGACGUCGACCAGCUCAGUCUCGCCGAUACCUGGAAGCAAGCCACCGAAUGGCAUUGUGGUUUCGAACGAGAUCCAGGUCACCAUUGAUGAUAGGACUAGUCAAUUUGUGGAGCAACGCCCGCAACAUCCUCGCGAGGCUUGGUAG